Messenger RNA from Haliotis rubra (blacklip abalone), 971 nucleotides. RefSeq lists its product as uncharacterized. Lineage: Eukaryota; Metazoa; Mollusca; Gastropoda; Lepetellida; Haliotidae. The transcript is spliced from 5 exons. The coding region runs from base 1 to 945 and encodes 314 amino acids. The record is from RefSeq and is a predicted model, not a curated record.
AUGACACCACCAACAAUACAAGAAGUCAACGAUGGUUCAGGUGUGGAUACAGAUUUCCUAUCACCAGGGGACAUGGCAGCCAACUGGGCUGUGGAAGAUGAAGAGUCAGAUUCCAUCAGCUGUGACGUCGCUAUAGGACACACCCCAGGAGAUGACGAUGUCCGUCGGUUUGCUAGAACUAACCAUGGAGUACGAUAUAUCAGGUGGAAUCUGACUGAUCUUGUGAUCUCAUCCAGUGUGAAGGUGUACACGACAGUACGUUGCUAUAACAAGGUCGGGCAGGUCUCCGAGUCUUCAUCUGAUGGCGUAGUUCUCGUGUCCGGUGAGGACAUGGCAUCUGUUGCUGGCUUCAAGGUUCUGGAGGAGAGCCCCUCCGUGUUCUCAGACAGACACCAGUGUCACGUAGCCCGAGACACUGUGAGACUUCAGUGGGAGGGAGGAGAAACCGAGACCCCUCACACCACCCUGGUUCGCAUCGAGGGUAGCAGUUUGCUGUACCAGCAGAGCGUCCCCAGUAUAUUCACAUACACAUCCGCCCAGCUGUGUGGCCUGAAGCUCAGCGACCUGACAACCUACAACAUCAGCGCCAUGCACGUGCUGGACAAGGCUGGGAACCCGACAGAAACAUCCAUCACCAUGCAUGGACCUCAACCAAGUCUGAACACAGCUGCGAUGAUUUCGUCCAGGACGUCCGACAGGGUGACGACUCUGUCCUGGCCGGGCCUGUUUACCUCCCCCUUGGGCCAGCUGGUGUAUGAGGUGAUGGUGGGCAGGGUAGAGGGUGGGGCAGAUAUAGUGGACGGGCUGCUGACCCGUCAGGAACAGAUGGUCCUCAACCUGUCCUCGCACCCUCAAACUGUCACUGACGUUUAUGUCUCUGUAACAGCCAUUGAUGCGUGUGGAUACACUGCUUACUACUCACAGACUGUGGAUGUUGGCUCGUGAUUCCAGAUGAUUCGGGGGCGUGUAAA